GUUACACGAGUAAGAAAUAAAAAAAAGUUGACUACUGUACAAAAGUCCCAACUUCCGGCGCAGCUCAUCGAUCAACCCCUGGAGGUAUUCGGCUCUGGCCGGUUCCGUACACUUCAUGAGAGCGUUAUGCGUGUCCAACAACGUCCCCGCCAUCGAGGACGUUGCCAACUCCGCAUAGGCAAGUGCCGUCGGGGUCGGGCUCGGCGAUGGGGGGCGGCUUGCGAGGAGGAUGUCGCCUUCGCUUUCCCCUUGUUCUUCUCAGCCUUGACGCCUUCGUGCACCACCUCCAAACAUCGGACUAUUGGGACUUGAGUAAUCACCGGAAUCCAUUUUCUAGUGUAAAUUGAGAGUGAAAAUGCGAAUGAAAAUGUUACAAAUGAAGGUGGGGUAGGGGUAUUUAUAUAAAUAAAAUUUUCGAAUGUUGAAAAAAAAAAACCGUUGCAUCGUCCGCGCCUUGGUCCGUGUCGCCUACAGUGGACGGACGAUGGCGCGGACGAUGUCCUAUCGUCCGCGCUUCCUCCGCGGACUAUCUGUCGGGCGAGGACGGCGCAUCGUCCAUCGUCCGCGCACCCACAGUGGCGAACGAUGGCGCGCCCGAGGCAUCGGGCGACCUAUCAUCCUCCCCACUGUAGUGCCCUCAAAUGUGAACGCAGAGAACGCUUUAAAAAGUUGUGAAUAACUAGAGAAGAAAAAAAAAAUUAUUCUGAAAAUAAUAUAAGUGGUGGGCGCAGGACAGAACCGAAAGUCCUUUAUGGAGAGUGGCCAAAUGUUGAACAAUCUCAUGGAGGGAGGAGAAAUAAAGAAGUUCGCUUAUGUCUGGUUGUCGGCGCUGGCCGCCCUCUCCUAUUCCCGAUUCGUCUCCUCCAAACUCCCCAAGGGAAAAUGGCGCCUGAUCUCGAUCUCCCCCGUCCUCUUCCUCUUCGCAAUCCUCCCUCUCCACACCCCCUCCGCCUUCAUCAGAGCCCUCACCGCCUUCUUCCUCACCUGGCUCGCCUCCUUCAAGCUCCUCCUCUUCUCCUUCGAUCUCGGCCCUCUCCACUCCGAUCCCCCCAAAUCUCUCCCCGUCUUCCUCGCCGCCGCCGCCCUCCCCUUCACCCUCGCCCCCGCCGCCUCCCCGAGAAAUCCCCCGAAACUCCCCCUCAAUUUUCCCGCCAAAAUCGCAAUCGCAGCUUUAUUGAUAUCUCUUUUAUUCGAGCGGAGGCGGAAUCUGCACCCCAUUGUUAUAAUGCUUCUUUACUGCCUUUUACUGUUCCUGAUGAUCGAGAUUAUGGUGGGGCUGUCGAGCAAGGCCGCGUGGGCCCUCCUGGGGGCGGAGCUGCAGCCGCCCUCGGACGAGCCCUACCUCGCGGCCUCGCUACAGGACUUCUGGGGCCGACGCUGGAACCUCACCGUCAGCGGCGUCCUGCGCGAGGCCGUGUUCCAGCCGGCGCGGGCGGCCGCGGGGGCGGCGGUGGGCGCGAGGGCGGCGGCGAUGGUUGGGGUGCUGGCGUCGUUCCUCGUGUCGGGUGUAAUGCAUGAACUCCUGUUUUGGUACCUGACUCCCGGGGCCAGGCCGUCCUGGGAGAUGACCGGGUUUUUCGUGCUCCACGGCGUCUGUGUGGUGGCCGAGUUCGCCGGGAAGGGGAGGUGGCGGCUGCCGGGGUUCGUGGCGGUUGCGUUUGUGAUCGGGACGAGUUUCUGGCUCUUCUUUCCGCCGGUCAUGAGGAACGGCGUCGAUGUCAGAGUCAUUGAAGAAAUUCGUUUCGCGGGGGAGGUUUUGCUCAACUUCCUUUUCAGAUUCACAACUUAGAUUGAUUAUCUAAUAAACCCAUUUGGUGAGUUACAACUUUGUAUUUGGACUGGUUGAAUGGUAGGUGUUAGUUAAAAAGUAUGAAAUGAUAAGCAUGUGAAUAUUGCAUAUUCAUAAUAAUGCUCACAUGAUUUGGUAAGUGUUAGACCAAUUAGAAGUUGAGUGAAGCUUUUAUUCUUCCAUGUUUUGUUAUAAUUUGUGGAUGUUUUGUUGUUAGAAUUGAAGUUUAUAAAAGAUUACGUAACAAUUGAGAGAAAA
Messenger RNA from Salvia splendens (bonfire salvia), 2047 nucleotides. RefSeq names its product probable long-chain-alcohol O-fatty-acyltransferase 5. NCBI's taxonomy places the organism in Eukaryota, Viridiplantae, Streptophyta, Magnoliopsida, Lamiales, Lamiaceae. Gene Ontology annotation, biological process: lipid metabolic process. The record is from RefSeq and is a predicted model, not a curated record. The transcript has a single exon. Bases 752 to 1789 code for a protein of 345 amino acids.